Aspergillus calidoustus is the source of this 7228-nucleotide messenger RNA. Lineage: Eukaryota; Fungi; Ascomycota; Eurotiomycetes; Eurotiales; Aspergillaceae. The record is from the annotation of a GenBank genome assembly.
CUCGACGCGUCGAGAGGUCAAUCAACACCACUCCAUUUUAUUACCAACCCAAUCGAUACGAUCGGCUCACGACGUAUACGCCGCAAUACUGCCAAUAACCUUUCUACGAUACCUUCGUGCUAUGCAACACCUCCGCCGACGAUUUUCUUUCGAGGUGAUGAUCGUAUAGGGAGAUGGGCGAGCGCGUCCGAGACUGCAAAUGGAAUCAUGGCGGGAGCGAGGGUUUGUGCCGGACUCGGACGAUGAAGAUGGAUUUGAGAGUCAGGAAAAGAAAUUGAGUUUGAAUGGGAGCCAGGGUAGGAAUAAUGAUAAUGGGAGUCCUGCUGUUGAAGUUGUGCUGCCGAAGCCUGCUCGACUGGCCGAGAACGACAAUGAUGAGGAUGGUCAACGAGAUAGGGACGAUGCUCAUGAUGACGAGUUGAUGUCUCUGGAAGAGGAUUUGGAUGAAGUCCAUGCUCUUGGUGAUACCGGUGCGAUUGGCGAUGACGAGGAGAUCGAUCUGCCAUUGCCCAAGGAGCGGCUGCAAACACCAGUUCACGAGCAGGGUGGGGUGUUGGAGUCGCCUGCGGUUGAGGGCAAUCGGUCUGUGAGGGACGCAAAGAAACUGAGUUCUCGAUCACGAUGCUCGACUACGAUUAGCGACGGUGCCGGGUCAUCGACACCCCGGCCUAGGAAGCAGCGCGAUAUUUGGGAUAUGCCGAGCUCUUCUCCGGAUCUCCUGGUGCUCGACCACAAACCCUGGCGGAAGCAGAUGUCACCCGGAUUGACACCUAUUCCCAUGGCUAAAGCCGCAAGCCAACCCCGUCCUGAAGAAGAGACUCUACUGAGCUCACCCCUCUCAUCGUUGUCCUCCCUUCACUCGUCAGCGCUAGAUAUGGAUAACGAGCAGGAGACUGCGAAGGAGACCGAGAAGCCACCGGAUCAGCCCUUCGAUGACCUCCUACCUCCUUUGGACAUCCCUGAAGAUAUCCUGCGGGAAUUAGACCCUCCCACCAGGAGAUCGCUAAGGCAACGCAAUCUUAUUCAGCUUCAUCCUUAUCUGCUGGAGGAUGCAAAGUACCAGCAUCUAAUGAAAGCUCGAGGUAUCAAACCCGUCCGCGUGGCUCAAUAUGAACAACGGCCUCGUCCUGCAGAGGAAAGCCAGGGCCAGAGCUUUUGUGAUGAUGCGGGCUCAACAUCGGAUACGCAAAUGACAGAUUCGCACUUUGUCCCGUCAUCGCCUGUUGAUAUCCGGCAACUUUCCGAGACGAUGCCCAGAGAUGGUGCCGAAAGAGUUGUGCGGAAAAAUGCCCUGAGCCGGAAUGACCACAAGGACGGUACUCAACCACGCUCGCCAAAAAGACGCCGAGUGACAGGACCCGAGGACCAUCGUCCACGCCAAAAUAUUCGCCUGGCGCGUCCUCAGGUAGUGAUUAGCAAUACGCCGUCGUCCUCUCGGCCGUACAGUAAUACAUUUCUCGACCUCCCUAGUCCUCCCCGUUCGAGUAUUGUCUCGUCACCAAGCACGGCAAAACGGAUUGAGUUUCAGUUCCCUCCUGGAUUCACGCCGCCUACAGUCACACCACGAACAGAAACAAAGCCUGGGACCACGAGUGCUGGUGUUAGAAAUACCGUCAUUGGUGAAAAUGACGGCGGGGUCGGCCACGACUCUGAUGAUAGUCAGUCAGUGGUUUCUCAUAGCACUACGGCUUCUAAUGCGGAUGAAGAUGAGAAUGACCAAGAGGACGAGGAAGAGCAGGACGCUGACGAGGCAGCUGUCAGGAGGCUACAACGAAAGAUUAGAGGUGUACUUCCAGCUUCAUGGUUGCGUUUGGACCAACAAAAGCAGAAGGAACGACUCACUGCUACACAGGCACAUCAAGAUCGAAUAUCGAGGAUGGAAUCUGAAGCUGCCAAAGGGGUUGCCAAGAGGAUAACAAAGAAGGCUGACUAUUCAACACCAUCAGGCGCAAGAGAGCACUUGUCAUCACUUAGACAGCUUGCAGAUGAGAGUAGCCAAGAAAGCGAAGGAGAGUCGGUUAGCAAUGAUAGGGAGGAGUCUCGACGCAUCGCUGACCUGUUCGACUACGGAGAUCCGUUCAUUGAUCAAGACCCUACCGGCGAUAUACCAGAAGACAAUCGGAUUGAUUACAUGUUCCCGUCGACGCCCCGUAACCGGCCUCUUUCCCAGAUUCUGAAACAUGUCAAGAAGCGCAAGAAGCCGGAAUCAGGCACGACUGGGCAUCGUGGCGAGCCUAAGAAGCCGCGGAUGAAACGCCAGGCGAGGCUCACGGACUCUGUGUACGGCGGCAGAAAGACGAAGCAGUCAUCUCGGCGUCUCCCCAAACUGAGCAUUCUAGAUGCUCCGGAUGUCGCCUCACGGUCCCGUGAAGAACAGCCUCAAUUCCUGAGGGUUGCGGCGAGAAAGGCGCGCUCUCGCCAAGAUAGGGGAAGACGGAGUCCGACGCGCAAGAUUAUCACCCUAAGUUCCUGGUUGGAUACCGAAGAAGCCAACGUAUCUUUGCGUGAUUGGCGUGCAGGGCGACUGCGGCAGACCAAGUUGCCGAAGUUGCCCACUCAGACCCGUCGAAGACAGCCUUUGAUGGAUCUCUCCACAAAUGCGAGACAGGCAUAUUAUGAAUCCAGUGCGAAGAGAACAAGAGAAGACCUCCAAACUGUUCAACCAGCUGCGCCAUCGAGGACCGGCAGUGCUGCGAGAGAGAAUGCCGCGCCUUCGGAUGCUCCUCAACACGAUACACCGAUAGCUAGCGACACUACCCCGGCGAGACCAACGCAGCAACGACGAGGCAAUGCCUGGAUUAUUCAACGAAACCUUGCAAUCACAUCGUUGAGUAGAAAUAGUCCGCGCCCCGUGGCACCGGAAGUUGGAACCCUCGGUCCCACCGCAACAGCACCCCCUUCACUACGGGGCUCACUCGCUUUAUUGAACGGCGACCGGAACUUGGUGCUGAACCGAUUCCUCGCUGGCGAGGCUAUACGCCAGAAACCUCCGCAAAUAAACAUCGAAAGAGACAGAUUGGAACAUAGACCUCCCAAGCCAAGGUCAGGUCCACCAUGUCGUCAAAUGAAGAAACGGCCGCCAAAGCGAUUUGAAGUUCCUGCACUCGAGGACCAGCCGCCUCUUACAUUUCCUUCCCCUGAGCCGGAGUCGUCUGUGUCGCACAGUCGAGUACAGUUGCCUUCAAGUCUCGCCACUAAUGGACUGAAUCGCUUCAAAACAACAUAUUCCAUCGACUUUGAGGUUACUCCCCUACAUGCAGGAAUCUUCUUUCACGAGUCCACGUUCAUCGGGAGUGGAGAGUUUGCACGCUCCCUCGAUAUCUCUAAACGGGAUCUGGACAAGACUACUGGGCCAUUUUGUGUCAAACUAGGUGACGUAAACAUGCGAUGGGGUGCGUGGGAUGACAAUGUGUCUUCUCGAUUUAGCAUGGUCUUCGACAAAAUCUUGGGGCCUUCAGAGGCCGACACGGCAGUUUUAGAUCUUGAAAGGCCUGCUCAGGAUGUCACUAGUUCUGGAUGUGCUCUCUUCAGAUCUUUGAUUAAGUAUAUCACCGACAGUUUGACAUUCAUCGAUCCCAUCGAUAGAGUGGGGUUUGUGACACGAGUAAAUGGCCUCGUUGCGAAGUUUAAGGAAGAUCUAUCAGCGUCUGAACGGGAUAUGGCGCAACUGGCGAGAUACGCAUCAUACAAUGCUGUUCUUGCAAACCAAGUCUGUCAGAUUGCGUGCCAUAGCCUUGUCAACGAGUCUGAUCGAGAUGAGACCUUCCGAUUGGCAAAAGCGGCAUCCAAGCAAGUCAUUGCUCUCAUUUCGAACCAGACAGGGCAGGCGGAGAUUCGAAAAUUUCUGGUUGCGAGCAAGUCGCCUGAAUGGCGGGAGGCAGGAAUCAAGGAUGACCAUCCCGCUGUGGAAGCUUACGUCCUAGCCCAGCGGAUCUUAUGCAGCGCUGACCGAUAUAAAGGUUGCCUGGAGAGUUUUGUGGCCGAAACAUACUCUCUAAGAGAGACCGAAGUUUCCAGUGACAAAGACAUCACUGGCCUAGAAAGCGGAUGGCAACGCCUUUUUACUACUUUGCCUCUGCAGCAAUUCGAUGCACUCGGGAUUACCCAUGCCGGCUCCCGUUUCGGAGGGGGCAAUGACAAUUGGGCGGCUGUCAAGCGCCUACUUAAGCCGGCUCUGGAGAGUUGCAAGGCCAAUGAGGAGUCUCAACCCAUUUCCUAUUACAGCUAUUGUCGAGUUCUGCUCACCAGAUGUUUCCUUCUAAUCAAUGGCUGGGGCUGGCGUGAUUGCAAGCCGAUUCUCAACACACUCUACGAGUUCUUCGCGAAUAGGACUUUGUACAACCUAAGACUCGAGGAGAGCUUGAAAUCACCUGCAUUUCUCGACGAACUCGACGGCAACCCGUCUUUCGAGGUGUUGCCUGGCGAUCCGUGCUUUCAUAUCCUCCUAAAGAUAAUCGCCACUGGAUUACGUUUUCUGACCAAAGAAUGGGACAAGAGAAAGAUUCGGAAUUACACUUGGCGUCUGCUGCCGAAUCAUGGCCGGGAGUAUCCCAAGGAAGAAUCCAUUCGUCAAGCGGAUUUGGACGCAUUGAGGAAUCACCAUGAUCUCCUUACUACCUUAUACUCGUCGGUUCCUGAAGAAUGUCGUCCUCAGUUAAAAGCGAUCAAAAAUCUUGUUCAUCCCGCCAGUGCGCACCGGGAAACCUGCAAGAUCAGCCUGCGGUCUUGGGCUAGGCUUGCGCGUUUCAAGCUGGCGACGAAUGAGGAUGUUUCCGGGUUAGCACCUUUCGCUGAGUGGCAUGGUUAUUUCAUGACGGAGUUCUUGAAGCAGCACAGCCUCGCCCGAAGGGAGGUUGAAGCACAAAAUGACGGAAGCAAACAGUUUUCGCAGCAGCUCAUUGACAGGACGAUUUCCCAGAAUCAAUGGCACAUUGAAUCAUUGUUGAAAACCGCUCUUCAAGGUCUGCAGAGCGCGAUCAAAUCCGCUCCUACAGUGGAGCAUGCUCAUAAAAUCGUCUCUGAGACUCCCAUUGGCACAGUGCUAGGACUUUUUAACGUUCAAGUUCAUCGCCUGAACGCUACUGUGUUGGAGGCAGUCCAGGUAAUCGCGAUGUAUGUUCAAAAGUGCAACUCACUUGCUUCCGAGCUGUCACAGAACAGGAUAGGAAGUGUUCCGACCGUUACCGACGAAGACAGCCAGGAGUAUGGUGAUUGGGCUGAUAUCACGGCCGCUUACGGAUAUGAACCUACGCCAGUCACUCCGGGGAUUGAGCAUGUGGAAAAGGUAUUCCACCCUGCGGUGUCGCGGCUUGUAUCCAACUGCUUCGGCGAAGAUCGCUGCCCCGAUGAUGUGAUCCUCAUGGGUGUUGUGGACUGCUGGGCCUCUAUAGCGCAUGUCCUUGUCCGGCACGGAUUGCGGAGCUGGGACAGCUACAUCAGCCCUUAUGGAAGCGAUUCUUGGAUAGCACUGCGACGGACGAUACAGACGAGGAAAUUCACGCCCCAAUUCCUGGCCAAGUGCAUUGAGAAAGAUGGCCAGUUUGUUUCUGACUGUAAGAUGCAGAUUCUUGGGAUGUGGCUAUCGAGUUUGGUCGAAAGAGUGUCGAUGCUCAAAUUCCAGCAUUGUUUAACUGAGGCUAUAUUGAAUCAUGAUGAGUUCGACCCGGUGUUGCAGAAUCUUCCCUUCUCCCGAGAGCCGAAAUCAGGACGGUAUUCGAUAAGCUCCGUCGAGUUGAGCCAACGCCGACUGUCGCUUGUGUCGUGUCUUCUAUCUAAUAUGCGCACUCACAUACAAAACCUGGACGAUACAUGCAGUCGGGAACUCUCGACAACAAGGCAGGAAUAUGGGGAAAUACUCCAGACAAUGAUGUCGUCGAUGAAAGCAAACUACCAGGAACUGGGCAGUGGCGAAGCCCACCUUCGUGGUGCUUAUGUCGAAUUUGUCCAAAGCGUCGUUGGGUUCCUGCAGCAGCACACCAGGGACAUUUGCGCUAUUGAUUCCUUCUUCAUGAACCCGGCCUCCUUCCCUCUGCCGUCAACCGACCGUGCCUACAUCGUCGCACGACUGAAGGGCUACGAACCGAAGCUGUCGUCUGUGAAAGUGGUAAAGACGCUUAUCAUAUUCAUUCAGAGUGUCUCUGAACGCGCGGCGCUUGAUGGCGAACAGACAUAUCUAGUCAACCAGCUGUAUGAUUCCAUGAAAGAGUCUCACGAAGCCGGGAGUCCAGAGCAACCUACAUUACGGGCAACGCUCUUGCGAUAUGUGUUUCCAGCUUACCUUGCAACGUCUUUCAGUAACCCGUCUGCCUGGGUUCUUAGCCGGCCGAUCAUUGAGACCACCACUCGAGUUUUCCAGCAACUACUUUUGAGCCUCGACGCCGCAGAUCCCAACUGUGUCCGAUCCGUAUUGAACAUCUUCGGCGGUAUCUUCGACUCUUCAUACCGAGCACUCCACCUCAUAACAGACAACGCCAACAUGCUCAAGGAACCUACUGUUCUGUUCACCGCGACAGCCUUGCUCGAAAUGGUCAAAUCCGCACUCCCAGUCGUCGACUAUAUAGACCGCCUCGCUGCAGACGCUCAGUCAACAGGCCCUAUGGUAGAACAAAUCCGCGCAUUCCAGCAAUUUGCCAUCUUCACAACCUCCUACCUACGAAACCCAGAACAAACACCUCUCACACUUGACACCCUUCCUCAAGCAGCCACCACUCCUUCCAACACCAACGACAUAUCCCUCCUCGCAGCCCGCGAGCACCAAGCCUACCUCAACGACAGCUGGUCCCGCCACCAAGGCAAAUAUUACUUCACCCGCCGCGGCCACCAACCGCAAGAGGUUCAAAUCGAACCUUCUGUCCUCGCGAAGCUAGACCACUUUCCCGAGCAGGGGCUGCUGGAUGCUGCGCACUCAUUCUUGGAUGUGCUGAAUACCUUGGAUCUGUUCGGCGAGAGUGAGAACGUUGAUCGCCAGGCUGCGUCUGAUUAUAUCUGGGACGAUGGUUCCGGCUUGGGGUGGGCUAACGAGGAUCUGGUUCUCUUUUGAGUACGAGUACUCUCAGCUUCAUGUUAUAUAUUGAUGAACUCAAUCCGCGUAUCGAGUCAGGUCCCGGAAUAAUGAUGUGUAUGAAUUGCAUAGUAUGUUUUUCAUUCAUUUAGACCUCUGUUUUAUGUUCUUUCAGUUGGUAGUGUAGACAAUCAGCCCAGCACAAUGGAGAAUGCCAUUGGUCUUGUC